CUAGGACCUCCCCUCUUCUUGUGCUUCUGCACUUUUUGACAGUGUAAUUGCUGUUUCGCACUUUAAAAUUGACAAGAGUGAGUUCAGUUUCUCUCAUCGCACGAAAAUUUAUGGAACAUAUGAUCAGAUCUAUUCGAGGUUCCAGAAAUGUUGGAACUGGGAACAUUGAAGUUGAUAACUCGGAAAUGGAGGUGUUUUGCGGUUGUAUUGAUCGAAUGUUCUCAAAAGUUAAUGAGUUUGAGCAACGAGUAGAUGCAGUUGAAAGAUACUACGCAGAUAAUAAAGAACUAAAUACUGCUAAAUGUAGCUCAAUUCUGAAGGAUAAAAUCAAGAAGAAACAUUUGAUGACCGUUGAGAAGCAACAGCAAGAUUCUGAAAAGAUAACGCAAGACCUCAUGCGCCAGUUUGCAGUAAUAUUUCGCCAGAUCACUCAGCACAAGUGGGCAUGGCCUUUUCUGGAACCAGUGGAUGUUGAAGGUCUUUGUUUGCAUGAUUAUUAUGAGGUUAUUGAAAAGCCAAUGGACUUUAGUACAAUAAAGAAUAGAAUGGAGGCUAAGGAUGGCACUGGGUACAAGAAUGUUCGGGAGAUAUAUGCUGAUGUUAGACUUGUUUUUAAGAAUGCAAUGAAAUAUAAUGAUGAAAGAGAUGAUGUCCAUGUGAUGGCCAGAACUUUGUUAGAAAAAUUUGAAGAAAAAUGGCUGCAACUUCUGCCUAAAGUUGCCGAAGAGGAAAAAAGACAAGAAAAGGAGCAAACAGCAACUCUGGUGGCUACGAAACUAGCUGAGGAGGCUUCUUAUGCUAACAUGGCUCAGGAUUUAAGCAAUGAACUGCAUGGAGUUGAUAUGCAAUUGGAGAGAAUCAGAGAAAUGGUGGUUCGCAACAGCAGAAAGAUAUCCACGGAAGAGAAGAAGAAACUUGGGACAGCGCUCACUCAAUUAUCUCAUCAAGAUCUGAUUAGGGCACUGGAAAUAGUUGCUGAGCAUAAUCCGAGCUUCCAAGCAACAGCUCAAGAGGUGAACCUUGACAUGGAUACUCAGAGUGAUGUGACGUUAUGGAGAUUAAAGGUUUUUGUGCAAGAUGCACUAAAAGUUUCUGGCAGGAAUUCUGGGGGCACGGGUAUGGGGUGCAACAGCAAUAUUAACAAUGAUGAUAACAAGGCCAAGAUCAACAUCAACAACAAGAACAGGAAUUCCACUGCUUCCAAAAGGAAAGGAGAGAGGUGUGAUGCCGUGACCAAGGCAUCUGCCAAGAGGACGAAGAAGAUCUCACUUAAUUCCCUUAAUCCAUAGCCUACCAUUGCAGUUUAGGAUUUGUUCUGGCAGCAACCAUUUACUUUAUCGAUAGCUUUCGAUUACUUGGUUCCAUGGGGAAGUGUUAAAAUCAGGAAAUUUUCUGGAGAUGGGAAGAAAUGGUUGAUGUGAACAAUUGAGAAAAGCAUGGUGCGUAUUUGUGGCAGGUAUCACAUUCCAUGUGUCCUCUCGUGUGGAUGCACAUGCAUAAGUGAUAUGUGAAGAUUGAAGGUUUGGAGGUUCCUCUUAUCUGGCAAAUUAAUCACGUUGAGAGAUUUGUGAAGAUAUUCCUGUAUAUAUUGAAGGAAAGUGGCAAAUAGUGUAUAUUGGUUCUGUACAUAUUCUACUCUCUUGAAUUGCAAGAUAUAUGUUCUGUUGCUUCUGACAUCAGUUUAAAUGUUACGGAUGUAGUAGUCAGGGAUUUGUUUGUUCCUGUCUUUUAACACCAA
Populus nigra (black poplar) is the source of this 1738-nucleotide messenger RNA. RefSeq names its product transcription factor GTE1-like. The transcript is spliced from 9 exons. Gene Ontology annotation, molecular function: protein binding. Lineage: Eukaryota; Viridiplantae; Streptophyta; Magnoliopsida; Malpighiales; Salicaceae. The coding region runs from base 111 to 1289 and encodes 392 amino acids. The record is from RefSeq and is a predicted model, not a curated record.